AGGCUUUGGGGGCAAAUACGGUCCCUGGCUUCCAUGAUUGAUGUUUUGCUUCUCUCCUGACCAGGGAAAUGAGGAGUCUAUGGAGCCACUUCUUGGGUGCAGUAAGGACGCCAAUGAUAGAGGAAGAAGGAAUCUUCUCAAGGAGAUGAUCUUGUUGAAUUCUUGACCCCAUUUCCAGACAAGAAAUUAGAAAAGGAAGAGUCAAGUGUCUGUAUUGCAAUUAAACACCCAUGCCACUGUUGACAGGAAGGAGAAAGCAUCGAGGUGUCGUCUGCAGCAGCACAAAAUGAAUCGUUCUGGGAAGAAACGCUGUACAUGCCAGGAGUGCGGAAAGAGCUUCACUUGUAGUUCAGCUCUACGGACACAUCAAAGGACUCACACUGGGGAGAAACCCUUUACAUGCCCAGAGUGUGGACAGAGCUUCACUCAGAGUUCAUCUCUACGUUCACAUCAAAAGACUCAUGCUGGGGAGAAAGCCUAUAAAUGCCUGCAAUGUGGACAGAGCUUCACUUGGAAAUCAAAUCUACGUUCACACGAAAGGACUCACUCUGGGGAGAAAGCCUAUAAAUGCCUCGAGUGUGGACAGAGCUUUACUCAUAGUUCAGGUUUACGUUCUCAUCAAAGGACUCACACUGGCGAGAAACACUUUACAUGCCCGGAGUGUGGACAGAGCUUCACUCAGAGUUCAAGUCUACGUUCACAUGAAAAGACUCACUCUGGGGAGAAAACCUAUAAAUGCCUCGAGUGUGGACAGAGCUUCACUCAGAGUUCAGGUUUACGUUCUCAUCAAAAGACUCACAUUGGCGAGAAACCCUAUACGUGCCAAGAAUGUGGAAAGAGUUUCACUCGGAGUGCAAAUCUACAUAAACAUCAAAGGAUUCACACUGGGGAGAAACCGUAUACAUGCCUGGAGUGUGGACGGAGCUUCACUGAGAAUGGAAGUCUUACUUUACAUGAAAGGACUCACUCUGGGGAGAAACCCUAUACAUGCCUGGAGUGUGGACGGAGCUUCACUUGUAAUUCAGCUCUUCAUUCACAUGAAAGGAGUCAUACUGGGGAGAAACCCUAUACAUGCCAGGAGUGUGGACGGAACUUCAGUCAGAGUUCACAUCUACGUUCACAUGAAAGGACUCACACUGGGGAGAAACCAUAUACUUGCCUGGAGUGUGGACAGAGCUUCACUCAGAGUUCACAUCUACGUAGUCAUCAUAGAAUUCAUACUGGGAAUAAACCCUAUACAUGCCUGGAGUGUGGAAAGAGCUUCACUUGCAGUGGAGGUCUACGCUCACAUCAAAGGACUCAUACAGGAGAGAAACCCCAUAAAUGCCCGGAGUGCGGAAAGAGCUUCACUCAUAGUGCAAGUCUACGUUUACAUCAAAGGACUCACACGGGGGAGAAACCCUGUGGAAAGAGCUUCAUUUGCAUGAGCAAUCUACGUUCACAUGAAAGGAAUCACACAGGAGAGAAACCCUAUAAAUGCCUGGAAUGCGGAAUGAACUUCACUCAUUCGUCAAGUCUAAGUUCACAUCAAAAGGCUCACACUGGGGAGAAACCCUAUACAUGCCUCAAGUGUGAACAGAGUUUCAUUCAGAGUUCACAAUUACGUAGACAUCAAAGGACUCAUACUGGGGAGAAACCCUAUACAUGUUUGGAGUGCGGAAGGAGCUUCACUGAUACUUCAGGUCUACGUUCACAUCAAAAGACUCACACUGGCAAGAAACCCUAUAAAUGCCUGGAGUGUGGAAAGAGCUUCACUCAGAGUUCAAAUCUACAUUCACAUCAAAGGAUUCACACUGGGGAGAAACCCUAUACAUGCCUGGAGUGUGGACAGAGCUUCACUGUACUUUCAAGUCUACAUAGACAUCAAAAGACUCACACUGGGGAGAAACCCUAUACAUGCCUGGAGUGUGGAAAGAGCUACGCUACGAGUGGACAUCUACGUAGACAUCAAAGGACUCACACUGGGGAGAAGCCCUAUACAUGCUUAGAGUGUGGAAGGAACUUCACUCAGAGUGCACAUCUACGUAGACAUCAGAGGACGCACACUGGAGAAAACAAUGGUCUUUGACCCCAGACAGAGCUUUGCAAACUUUGCAUGUUGGUGACACACUUAGAUAUGCAUCCCUUUGUGACACAUUCAUCCAGUUUAACUGGCAAACCAGAGGUUAAACCACACACACAUAAAUUUACAAUAAAAUAUAUAAUGUAA
Molecule: messenger RNA, 2209 nt
Organism: Anolis sagrei ordinatus
Lineage: Eukaryota; Metazoa; Chordata; Lepidosauria; Squamata; Anolidae
Product: zinc finger protein 585B-like
Biological process (GO): regulation of gene expression
Cellular component (GO): nucleus
Source: RefSeq, a predicted model, not a curated record